CGCACUCGCUCGUAUAAAAAGAGAAGAACAAAAAAAAUUACAAUGUAUAAGAGUACGAUCAAUCGUACGAUAGAACUCAUUUUCACCUUGUUCGGAAUUUGGCCAGGUAUUUCAUGCGUCCUACUUUGCAGAAUAUUUUGGAUUAUUUCGAUAAUAAUUGUGCAAUUCUAUCAUUACCGAUACUUUCUAACGCAUUUCUACACCGACGAUCUUUUCGAAUUGAUGGACUGUUUAAGUAGCUUUCUAGCGUACACGAAAGUGAUGAUCAAGUUUACUAUAUUUUGGUUGAAUCAGCGGGAAUUUAUCAAGACUAUGACGUUGAUUGCGAAAGACUGGUAUGAUUGCACCAACAGUAAAAUCGACAUGCGGGAGAUAGUAGACAAAGCGAAAUUGUCGGAUCGCAUCACCAACGCGAUCCUCCUCUUGCACACCUUAAGCGUAGUUGCGUACGGAACACGCAUCAUCUUGACUAACGUCGAUAUCACCGAUCAUACGUCCGAGCCACCCUACAUUCACAAGAUGCAACUUCCCUUCGACGUGAACACGCAAAAGGUGUACAAAACGGUGGUGAUCGCACAAUUCGUCUACGUCGUCAUGUGCAGCUGGCUUUCCGGUGCUGUAAACUCUUUGCUCUUAACUUUGACCUUACACAUAGGAGGCCAAAUAAAUAUACUGCAUGGCUGGUUGGCGGAUUUUGCAUCAGAUGAGAACGGAAAGAAACGAGCUUUAUUCAUGACGAAUAAAAUCAUCAAAAAGCAUCAGAGGAUCAUCAACUUCUCGGAGAAAGUUGAGAAUCUAUACACGUACAUCACGCUGCUACAAUUCGCGUCGAACACGAUAAUGAUUUGCUCUCUGGCAUUUCUCAUCGUAAGCGCAAUUGGAACACCGGACGCGACGGAGCAUAUAAUAAGAUCCCUCUUAUUUUACGUUAUAACGAACCUCGAAUCCUUCAUCUUCUGUUAUGCUGGAGAAUAUUUGAACAACAAGAGCAAAGCAAUCGGAAUAGCAGCGUAUAAUACCAAAUGGUACAACUUAAAACCUGAAGAAACUCGAAUCUUGUUAUUUAUAAUAUUAAGAUCGCAAAAGCAACUGAUGCUAACUGUUGGAAAAUUGACGAAUCUCUCCUUAGAAUAUUUCGCAAGUGUAAGAAUUAUUCGUUUAUACGAAAUUAUGAUGCGUAAAAGUACAAUUAAUCGUAUGACAAAAUUUACGCUCAUUUUGUUCGGUAUCUGGCCAGAUGUAUCGUGUAUUACGUUUUGCAGAAUAUUUUGGUUCAUUACAAUAACAAUCGUUUUACUCUGCCAUUAUUUAAAUUUCUUCACACAUUACCGUUAUGAAAACGUAUUCAAUUUGAUGGACUGCUUUAGUAGCUUUAUCAAUACUUUCAAAGUAAUCAUUAAACUUAUUCUAUUUUGGAUAAAUCAACAAAAACUUAUGGAAAUUAUGGCAUUAAUCGCGGACGACUGGAAGGAUUGCGCUAAUAGUGAUAUCGGUGUGCAUGUGACGAUGGAAAAAGCAAAAAUAUCGGAUCGUAUCAGUAAAAUAAUAAUUCUUCUUAACUCGUUAAGUGUUAUUUAUAUGUUCCAUAAUCAUCUCGCCAAUGCCGAUGUUACCAAAACAGCUGAAUUGCUUUACAACAACAUGAAACUUUCUUUCAACAUUAACACACAAAACAUGUACAGAUUUGUAUUAAUCGCCGAAUUCUUGCACAUGUUCAUGUCUAACUGGACAUCUGGUCUUGUGAACGCCAUGAUUUUGAUAUUAACAAUUGACUUUCCUGAUGCCGUCAACCUAAUUAUAAAAUGUCUUUUAUUUUUCACAACUACAAAUCUGGAAGCGUUUAUAUAUUGCUACGCUGGAGAAUAUUUAAGCAACAAGAGUAAAGCAAUCGGAUUUGCAACGUAUAAUUGUCCGUGGUACACCUUGAGACCUAAAGAUAAUCGUGUUUUAUUAUUUAUAAUAUUGAGAUCGCAGAAACAAUUAACACUUAAAGCUGGCACCAUAAUAGAGCUCUCCUUCGUAUCUUUUACAAGCAUUAUGAAUGUUUCAGGAUCUUAUUUGUCAAUGAUGUUGGCGAUGCAACGAACAUCGUAUUCACCUCAGCUUUUCAUCAAUAGUCAUACGCAUGUAUAG
Nylanderia fulva is the source of this 2133-nucleotide messenger RNA. Lineage: Eukaryota; Metazoa; Arthropoda; Insecta; Hymenoptera; Formicidae. The record is from RefSeq and is a predicted model, not a curated record.